AUGGCGAUAAUGGAACAUGCAUACUAUGCAUCUUUUGGGUAUCAAGUGACCAAUUUCUUCGCUGUGUCCAGGUGGGUUAUGGGACCUCUAGGAAGAACAGUUUAGAACUAGAGCUAUCCAGUAUAAAUAAAGUUAGUUUAGUUUAGGUUUCCUCCUGUAGUAACACUGGAUCAAUAAGAGAUGAUCCUUACUGGACCUCUAGGAAGAACAGUUUAGAACUGAUAGAGCUAUCCAGUAUAAAUAAAGUUAGUUUAGUUUAGGUUUCCUCCUGUAGUAACACUGGAUCAAUAAGAGAUUAUCCUCACUGGACCUCUAGGAAGAACAGUUUAGAACUGAUAGAGCUAUCCAGUAUAAAUAAAGUUACAUAAUCAUUUACCAAUUCAGCCGUUAUGGUAAUCCAGAUGAGCUCAAACACCUGAUUGACACAGCACAUGGUCAUGGUUUGCUGGUAAUUCUUGAUGUGGUACAUAGUCAUGCCAGUAAGAACACCAUGGAUGGUUUAAAUCAGUUUGAUGGUACCAAUGGAUGUUAUUUUCAUGAUAACCCAAGAGGAUUUCACGAUCUCUGGGAUAGCCGAUUGUUUGAUUAUACACAGUAAGUACAGUAACAUUGACCUAAAUCUUAACGACACAAUUCAAUAAAAAUUCAAAAGGGCAAUAUCCCAAAUUAUGUAAUUCUCGAAAUUUUCAGCACCUUGGUCUAGUAAUGUACAAUUUUUUUUAGAUGGGAAGUCCUCCGGUUUUUGUUAUCGAAUUUGCGAUGGUAUUUAGAGGAGUAUAAAUUUGAUGGAUUUCGUUUCGAUGGUGUCACCUCGAUGAUUUAUCAUGACCAUGGUUUGGGGCACGGGUUUGGUGGGGACUAUCCAAACUUCUUUGGCCUGGGGGUCGACACGGAGUCUAUCACCUACCUACAGCUUGCCAAUCAUAUGAUGCACACUGUUCAUCCUGAUGUUGUCUCGAUUGCUGAGGUAAAAACUAACUUUAUUUAUACUGGAUAGUUCUAUCAGUUCUAAACUGUUCUUCCUAGAGGUCCAGUAAAAGUCAUCUGUUAUUGAUCCAGUGUUACUACAGGAGGAAACCUAAACUAAACUAACUUUAUUUAUACUGGAUAGCUCUAUCAGUUCUAAACUGUUCUUCCGAGAGGUCCAGUAAGAGUCAUCUCUUAUUGAUCCAGUGAUACUACAGGAGGAAACCUAAACUAAACUAACUUUAUUUAUACUGGAUAGCUCUAUCAGUUCUAAACUGUUCUUGCUAGAGGUCCAGUAAGGAUCAUCUCUUAUUGAUCCAGUGUUACUGCAGGAGGAAACCUAAACUAAACUAACUUUAUUUAUACUGGAUAGCUCUAUCAGUUCUAAACUGUUCUUCCUAGAGGUCCAGUAAGGAUCAUCUCUUAUUGAUCCAGUGUUACUACAGGAGGAAACCUAAACUAAACUAACUUUAUUUAUACUGGAUAGCUCUAUCAGUUCUAAACUGUUCUUCCUAGAGGUCCAAUAAGGAUCAUCUCUUAUCGAUCCAGUGUUACUACAGGAAGAAACUGGAGUACCUUGAGAAAACCUGUGAUGUUUGGUAGAGUCAAACUGGAAGCAUUCUUCUCACAUGUGACUGAGGUGGAAUUAUAAUGAGACAACUGCAUAUUGGAGGAAUCAAACCUCAGUCACAGAGAUAAAAGACACAUGAACUGACCACUGUGUCACUAAUGUUUGUGUAUAUUUUCAGGAUGUUUCAGGCAUGCCUGCACUCUGCCGUCCCAUCAAUGAAGGUGGCAUUGGAUUUGAUUAUCGUCUUGGAAUGGCCAUACCUGACAAAUGGAUAGAAGUUAGUAAACAUUUUUAAUACUGGAUAGCUCUAUCAGUUCACAGUUCUCGCUAGAGGUCUAAUAAAGCUCGUCCAGAGUGUUGCUACAGGACAUUAAAUUGUUUUCCACUAGUUAUUAAAGAAAUGCAAAGAUGAAGAUUGGGACUUUCAAGAGUUAUACCAUACCAUGACAAACAGGCGUUAUAUGGAGAACACCAUCGCUUAUGCCGAGAGCCACGAUCAGGCUUUAGUCGGAGAUAAAACUAUUGCAUUCUGGUUGAUGGACAAAGAGAUGUAUGACUUCAUGUCAGUGACAUCUUAUUUAACUCCUAUCAUUGAUCGAGGACUGGCCUUGCAUAAAAUGAUAAGGUAUGUGUGGUGAUGGUGAUUAUGAUAGUGAUGAUGAUGAUGGUGAUGAUGAUGGUGAUGCUGAUAAUGAUGAUGAUGAUGUGAUGGUGAUGAUGAUGAUGAUGAUGGUGGUGAUGAUGAUGGUUAUGGUGAUGAUGAUGAUGGUGAUGGUGAUGGUGAUGAUGAUGGUGAUGAUGAUGGUGAUGAUGAUCAUCAUUGUCAUGGUGAAGAUGAUAUUUAUAUAUGGUGGUACUAUUUUAACGCUAACUCAAUACUUCAACAUUCUUUUCCCUCCCAGAUUACUGACUCAUGGUCUUGGAGGAGAAGCGUACAUGAAUUUUAUUGGCAAUGAGUUUGGUCAUCCAGAAUGGUUGGACUUUCCCAGGGAGGGGAACAACUCAAGCUACCAUUAUGCCAGAAGACAGUUUCAUCUUGCUGAUGAUCCUUCAUUGAGAUAUAAGUUUCUGAACGAGUUUGACAAGAAGAUGAAUCAUUUGGAGGAGGAAUAUGGUUGGCUGCACGCUCAGCAGGUAGGAUUGUCGUAAUGGAAACGUCUUCCAGAGGUGGACAAACCAGGAAACAUUGUUUCCUAGCCAUGUUUCUCAAAGGUGGACAAACCAGGAAACAUUGUUUCCUAGCCAUGUUUCCCAAAGGUGGACAAACCAGGAAACAUUGUUUCCUAGCCAUGUUUCCCAAUGAUGGACAAACCAGGAAACAUUGUUUCCUAGCCAUGUUUCCCAAUGAUGGACAAACCAGGAAACAUUGUUUCCUAGCCAUGUUUCCCAAAGGUGGACAAACCAGGAAACAUUGUUUCCUAGCCAUGUUUCCCAAAGGUGGACAAACCAGGAAACAUUGUUUCCUAGCCAUGUUUCCCAAAGGUGGACAAACCAAGAAACAUUGUUUCCUAGCCAUGUUUCCUGAAGGUGGACAAACCAGGAAACAUUAUUUCCUAUAUAGCCAUGUUUCCCAAAGGUGGACAAACCAGGAAACAUUGUUUCCUAGCCAUGUUUCCCAAAGGUGGACAAACCAGGAAACAUUGUUUCCUAGCCAUGUUUCCCAAUGAUGGACAAACCAGGAAACAUUGUUUCCUAGCCAUGUUUCCCAAAGGUGGACAAACCAGGAAACAUUGUUUCCUAGCCAUGUUUCCCAAAGGUGGACAAACCAGGAAACAUUGUUUCCUAGCCAUGUUUCCCAAUGAUGGACAAACCAGGAAACAUUGUUUCCUAGCCAUGUUUCCCAAAGGUGGAAAAACCUGGAAACAUUGUUCCUAGCCAUGUUUCCCAAUGAUGGACAAACCAGGAAACAUUGUUUCCUAGCCAUGUUUCCCAAAGGUGGAAAAACCUGGAAACAUUGUUCCUAGCCAUGUUUCCCAAUGAUGGACAAACCAGGAAACAUUGUUUCCUAGCCAUGUUUCCCAAAGGUGGACAAACCAGGAAACAUAGCAAUGUUUCCUAAAGUGAGACAAGAUAGAAGAGAUUAAGGGUCAAUUAUAACGGCAAUCAAACGAUUUCAAUUUUAGGGUUAUGUUAGUACGAAACAUCAGUCUGACAAAGUCAUGGUGUUCGACAGAGCCGGUGUCGUGUUCAUUUUCAACUUUCACGCGACAAACAGCUAUCCUGAUUACAGAGUCGGUGUUCCCGCAUCGGGGAAGUAUCCUUGAAUUACUUUAUUGAUGGGUUCCAUUAAGCGUCGAUACAUGGCAGUAGAUGGCACUCAAGGAAAUCAAUUUUAUUUAUUUGCCACCAAAUAGAACACUACAAACUUAAACAUUGUAUCAAACCUGCAGCAGACUUGUAGCAAUGCUGUUCCAACAACUUGUCAAUAGGAUGUGUUCGCACUGCUUGUUCCCAGCUUGUUGACAAGUUCUCAACGACUUGCUGAUAACUUGCUACAAGGUUGUUGAGCUCAACAGACUUGUUACAAGAUGUUCCAACAACUUGUUAUCGUCCUGCAAUUCAACAAUUUGUCAACAAGUUGUGAGUGACAACCUUGUAGCAACUUGAUAAAAUAACAACAUUGUUACAACUUGUUGACAAGCUUGCUACAAGCCUGUUGCGAACACAUCUUGUUGACAAGUUGUGGGAUCUCAGAUCCGCAUGUCUGUUGUGCUAUCACGUCAAGUGCAUGGGCAGAACAUAAGUUUGUAUACCAACAUGCAAAUUAUUCCUCAAGAAAAGGACUAUUACAAGUUCUGACGAACGUGAGCAUUUUCCUUGACAAAUACCUCCAGAUAUAAACUAGUUUUGGAUUCAGACGCCGAAAAAUUUGGUGGCCACAAGAGGAUUACUCCUGGUUGUGAAUACACCGUGGAUGAAAUGAGUUAUAAUGAUCGACCUUAUUCAACUUUGGUAGGAAAAAAUAUCCGUAUUACCCUGGCUCUAAAUGGGUUUAAUUUUUCUAAACCUUUUGGUCUGAUAGCUGACAAAUGAUGAAACAGUAAUUUGGAACUGACAUCUUACAAAAUAUCUUAACUGACAGUUGACAAACGAUGGAACAGUAAUUUGGAACUGACAUCUUACAAAAUAUCUUAACUGAUAGUUGACAAACGAUGGAACAGUAAUUUGGAACUGACAUCUUACAAAAUAUCUUAACUGAUAGCUGACAAACGAUGAAACAGUAAUUUGGAACUGACAUCUUACAAAAUAUCCUAACUGAUAGCUGACAAACGAUGAAAUGGUAGAACUGACAUCUUACAAAAUAUUUUGUGUGCGGCAUUUCUCGUUUAUGACAUGUAUAUAAACAUUCUUGAUUUUGUCCUUUUAAAUUGCAGGUUUACAUUCCUUGUCGAACAGCACUGAUACUCGCCCAUGUGGAUUAA
This is a messenger RNA of Paramuricea clavata, 4959 nucleotides long. NCBI's taxonomy places the organism in Eukaryota, Metazoa, Cnidaria, Anthozoa, Malacalcyonacea, Plexauridae. The record is from the annotation of a GenBank genome assembly.